This is a messenger RNA of Aspergillus costaricaensis CBS 115574, 1416 nucleotides long. Its product is annotated as cytochrome P450. The record is from RefSeq and is a predicted model, not a curated record. The transcript is spliced from 10 exons. Gene Ontology annotation, molecular function: oxidoreductase activity, acting on paired donors, with incorporation or reduction of molecular oxygen; monooxygenase activity; iron ion binding. Lineage: Eukaryota; Fungi; Ascomycota; Eurotiomycetes; Eurotiales; Aspergillaceae. Bases 1 to 1416 code for a protein of 471 amino acids.
AUGCUUUCAUCCUUACUCUCACUUCUGCUACUCUGCGUCAGGCGCCUUCGUGGUUGGUUGUAUUUGAUCCGCGGACCCGAGUUGAUAGACGAAGCAUAUGUUUCGGCCGGUGGGAUGCCCUUCAAAAUGCCUACCCCCAACAAUAACCACUUGAUGGUGACUUCGAGCUAUCACAUCAAAGAAUUGAUAAAUGCGCCUCUCCAGAGUCUAUCCCUUCAUGCUGUGGCUAAAGAGAUCUUACAACCGAAAUACACGAUGUCUGGCUUUGAGUGGCAAGACCAGCGUGGGAUCGAGGGGACGGGCUUCGUGCGAGCCUUGAGGAGCAGGCUAACUGCUCACUUGCCCGGCAUGCUACCCGACCUCAAGCGAAUGGUCGAGGCUGCCAUUACAGAAGAAUUGAGCACACCAGAAACAGAUGGCAUGCUAACGAUAAAACCAGGCUCUGUGCAUUGCCGACUGUUCCCGCUGAUCAAGCGAGCUGUCACCAAGGUCAACUGUUUUGUCUUCUUCGGGGAGCAGCUCGCUCAAAAUCCCGAAUUCACCGCAGCCGCCCUGGAAUUCCCUCAGACUGUCAUUUUCGCUUCGGAGAUAUUGCGUAUCACACCUUCCUUCUUACGGCACUCUGUCGCCAGUUUGGUGACUGAAAGGCAUCGUGCCGUCAAGACCCUCAUGCGGUAUCUCGAGCCGGUGGUUAAACAGCGACUAGCCAUGAGGGCUGUGGAUUCCACGGAGAAUGUCCCAGUGGACUGCAUGCAAUGGCUUAUCGAGACCUCACCCCGGAAAACCCAGUGGACGACCGCGCGCAUGGUGGGUGAGAUUAUUGCAGUCUGGUUUGGGUCUGUGCAUCAAUUGGCCAUGGUAUGCUUGUGCCCUGAUCUGGCCGCUAUGCCACUUCUGGAUAGCUUUUUGCGCGAGACCAUUCGCUGUACUAACUCAGACGCUAUCACCGCACGACGCAAAGCAUUAACACCGUUCACGUUCUCUGAUGGGUUACGAGUAGACCGGGGAGACUGGGUCUGUAUUCCACAACGAGCAAUGAUGCGCGAUCCGGCUCGCUAUUCGCACGCAGAGCAAUUUGAUGGCUUCCGAUUCGCGAGAGCCAACAAGCUCUUAGCUCUAAAUGAGGGCUGUGCUGAUGUGCCAGAAGUAGCACCGUUGCAGCUGACAGAUGUUGAUGUGAAUUGGCCUAUAUGGGGUCUGGGAAACACAGCCUGCCCAGGCAGGUUUUACGCGACGACAGUGUUGAAGUUGAUGAUGGGGUGCAUCCUCCAAGGAUGGGAGUGCAGACUGGCGGACCCUCAGGCUCUUCGGUGGCGUACGUGGCGGUCCAGUGUUGUCCCUCGCACUGGGACGGUGGUGGUGUUUAAACGCCGGCAGAUGGAGUCGCCCACCUUGGUAUCCGGAGGGGGUGACUAA